Messenger RNA from Castor canadensis (American beaver), 543 nucleotides. RefSeq names its product ribosomal protein S26 (gene Rps26). The record is from RefSeq and is a predicted model, not a curated record. Gene Ontology annotation, biological process: translation. Gene Ontology annotation, molecular function: mRNA binding; structural constituent of ribosome. Gene Ontology annotation, cellular component: ribosome; cytosolic small ribosomal subunit. NCBI's taxonomy places the organism in Eukaryota, Metazoa, Chordata, Mammalia, Rodentia, Castoridae.
GAAUUGCUAAGUAUAACUAGGAAUGUACAUCGCAUAAGAAUUCUUCGGGUGAGAGCGUAGGGAUCUCGCACUAUAUAAGAGGUCCCGGCCGACCUCCGGAUCCUCUCUGUGGUCCGCACUUCCAAGAUGACCAAAAAAAGGAGGAAUAACGGUCGGGCAAAAAAGGGCCGCGGUCAUGUGCAGCCUAUUCGCUGCACAAACUGCGCCCGAUGCGUGCCCAAGGACAAGGCCAUUAAAAAGUUCGUCAUUCGGAACAUAGUAGAGGCCGCAGCUGUCAGGGACAUUUCCGAGGCGAGUGUCUUCGACGCUUAUGUGCUUCCCAAGCUCUAUGUGAAACUGCAUUACUGUGUAAGUUGUGCCAUUCACAGCAAGGUGGUCAGGAAUCGAUCUCGUGAAGCCCGGAAGGACCGAACACCCCCACCCCGAUUUAGACCUGCUGGUGCUGCUCCACGACCUCCACCAAAGCCCAUGUAAGGAGCUGGAUCCUUAAGCACUGAAGAAAAACUGUCUUCUGGAAUAAAAUAAAAUUGAAAUUAUACUUUA